AAUAAAUGCGGGUGAGCACCGACCUGUCAGUAUAAUAAAAGAGAACUCCAACGAUCACAGAGAUAUGCCACGUGGACUUAUGCUUUGCUUUCCUAAAUACAAAUCUCCCUAACUCAACUAAUGAUGUCUCUUCUCUUUUGAACCAAGACAAGAACUCUUUCUGAUGAAGAUGAUUGGCAUUGGAACCCUAACUUCUUCUUCUUCUUCUCCAUCUAAGAUCCUUCUCGAAGAUUCUCAUCCACGAAUUUUUCGCUGUGGGACAGAGAUCUUCCCUUGUGUUCCAUGGAAAACGUUUCAUCACUUCAAGUUUUUACGUUUAGAUUCUGCUCAGCGCAGGACUCUUAAGCCAAUUCGGCUUCGUUUUUCUUCGAUUAAGGAUUCUCAGGUGAACGAAGAAGCUCUUACAAAAAAGGUUCGUGUAAGGUUCCAAUUGCGGAAAGAGUGUGUCUUUGGUGAACAUUUUUUCAUUCUUGGUGAUGAUCCUGUGUUUGGUGGCCUCUGGGAUCCAGAAACUGCCUUGCCACUGAACUGGUCAGAUGGGAAUGUCUGGACCUUAGACCUGGAUAUGCCUGUUGGAAGAUUGGUUGAGUUCAAGUUCAUACUAAAGGCGCAGACUGGGGAGAUCUUGUGGCAACCAGGUCCAAACCGGUCUCUUGAGACCUGGGAAACUAAUAAAACAAUCAGGAUAUGUGAAAACUGGGAUAAUGCUGAUCUCCAGAUGAUGAUUGAGGAAGAUUAUGUGCCAUUCAAUCAAGAAGACAGUAUCACUCACCCUAAGCAAAGCGUGAGGGUUGACACCAUUAGAGAAGAGGUGGAUGAAGUGUUUGGUACUACUGUACACCAAAACUCUUCAGUAGUAGUUGUAGAGAAUGCGGGAUACGUAAGUGAUGAGUCUGCAGAUAUACUAAGUGAGAAAACUAUGGAAUCUUCUAAUGGAGCUUUGACUGCUCGGGAUGUGACCAGCGAAGCCAUGUUUACCGAGGAAGAAAGUCCAGUUUUGGUCCCUGGAUUGGUUUCUCUGUCUGAAUUGGAAAAUGAAGAUAUGGAAGUUAUUAACGAAGGUAAAGCAGAAACGUUCCUGGAGGUAGAUAAGAAGCAAGAAACCAAAGGAGAAAUAAUCAAGAAAGAGAAAGUAAAAGCGAUUUCAUUAUUGGACAAAUCGGAGCUAGAAGCAGUGAAAAGUGUAGAUCAGAGGCAAUACAAUGUAGUAGAGGAAGAGCAGCAGCGGCUAGAGACAGAGCCGCUUGGAACGCCGGAUAUGCUUUUAGAGAAUGAUAUCCAAUGGGGACGUAGAACACUUCGCAAGCUUCUAAGCAACUUCAGACUUUUCUAAACACAAAAAAAGUUUUGAGUGCAUACAUUCACCGGAAAAAGAGCCUCAAGAAGAUGAUUCUCCCAUGGUUUCAGACAGAUAGUCAAAAUUGUUCUUAAAAGGUGCGCUGCCUUCUUCUUUCUGCUCAUCUUUACGUUUUGUAUCUAUGAGAAUUGAUAGUAGAUUGAAUUCAUGUAGUGUUGUCUUUGUAUAUAUGUAUGAUCAAAUGGUUUUGACAGAGAGAUGAGGAAAGAAUGGAGUGCUAGUGUUUAGUACAUAUAUCAUGUGGAUCCAAUUGUAUUGUUGUUGUUACAUUAAUGAUGGCGAUCAUGAUUAUCAUAUGAUUGGUCUUACAAUUCCAAUUUCCUACACAAAUGAUGAUGAUCAUGAUUAUCACAAAAUGUGUAUAUUAAUCUUUUAUAGAAGAUCUAGUUGUUGUACA
Camelina sativa (false flax) is the source of this 1754-nucleotide messenger RNA. RefSeq lists its product as uncharacterized. Gene Ontology annotation, molecular function: starch binding. The record is from RefSeq and is a predicted model, not a curated record. NCBI's taxonomy places the organism in Eukaryota, Viridiplantae, Streptophyta, Magnoliopsida, Brassicales, Brassicaceae. Gene Ontology annotation, cellular component: membrane.